AUGUUGUACUGUGUCAACCUGAGCACUACUAGUACCCGUGGUACUGAGGCUCUGCUCAAGGACCUAUGGACUGCCUCGUCCGUGCUACGUGAGUUUCACGGUACGAAUGGCAGCCCUCUCCCAAGCUCCGUUCCUUCCUACAAGCCAGCAAUGGCCUCCUCAACAGGUGAUACUGGAGUUACAUCACCACCAAUUAUCCAGGAUGAGCAUCCUCCUUCUAUAUCCUUGUCGUCUCAGCAGAGGCUACUGCUCCGGAGCGAGCAAUUCCACUCCCGAAUCCCGUAUCUGCGACGCUUUCCCCUCCCAGCAAUUGGCAUCAUCAGCCUCCUGGUGCUGAUCAACCUCUUGGCAUGGCUGAUCGCCGGCGUGGUCCUCCACUUUCACACCGCUCUCGUGUCCACCACCGCCUUGUCCUACACUCUCGGCCUGCGUCAUGCUCUUGAUGCAGACCACAUCUCGGCCAUCGAUCUCAUGACCCGACGCCUCAUCGCAACUGGACAGCGGCCCGUCACCGUAGGCACAUUUUUCUCACUAGGCCACUCUACCGUCGUCGCCAUCACGUCAAUUGUCGUUGCUGGCACGGCUACCGCUGUCUCGGGACGGUUUGACAAUCUCGGAUCUGUGGGAGGGAUUAUUGGUAGUUCUGUUAGUGCUGCGUUCCUUAUCCUCCUUGGGAUCAUGAACGCAUAUAUUUUGUAUAAGCUGGUUGUCCAAAUGCGAAAGGUGCUUAAUUUAUCCGAAGGUGAAGAAGAGCAAGGCUGGAAAGUGGAAGGAGGUGGUUGUCUGUACAGAGUCUUGAAGGGCAUGUUUAAGCUGAUCGACCGGCCGUGGAAGAUGUAUCCGCUUGGUGUCCUGUUUGGCAUGGGGUUUGACACCUCGUCCGAAAUUGCCUUGUUGGGUAUCUCGGCCAUUCAGGCGGCGAAAGGGACUUCGAUCUGGUUGAUCAUGCUCUUUCCCGUGAUGUUUACAGCGGGCAUGUGUUUGGUGGACACGAUUGACGGAGCGUUGAUGUUAACGAUUUACAUACUGCCGAUGGACGAUGUCAAGAAGAAUGACGAGACCACGGUUACGGGAGGCGAUGGAAAUAGCCGGGACGAAGGUGCUACCAAUCAAGCCAAUGCGCGAGCAAAAGACCCCCUCACUUUUCUCUACUACUCGAUCGUGCUCACAGCUUUAACCGUCAUCGUCGCUUUGGUCGUUGGCAUCAUCCAGCUCCUCACGCUGAUCCUGAAUGUGGCCGAGCCGUCCGGCAGGUUUUGGGAUGGCGUUGAAUCCGCUGGCGAGCACUACGAACUCAUCGGUGGGGCAAUCUGUGCCAGUUUUGUGGUGUUUGGAUUGCUCUCCGUCCUACUCUACAAGCCUUGGAGGAGAAGAGUCGAAAGAAAUAGACAGGCCAGGCGUCAACCCCAGCAGAUCGGAGAAGAUGCGGAGGAGACCGAGGCAACGGCAGCAUCCGGCGGACCGUUCGAUGUCAUGAGUGAGCCCACACACCAUGACGGGCGGAGGCUGGAUACCAGAGCGGCGCAUGCUGUGAACAAUCCCAAGGCCACGGCACAGACCGUCCAGCAUAUUCUUUGA
This is a messenger RNA of Endocarpon pusillum Z07020, 1578 nucleotides long. RefSeq lists its product as uncharacterized. The record is from RefSeq and is a predicted model, not a curated record. Gene Ontology annotation, cellular component: plasma membrane. Lineage: Eukaryota; Fungi; Ascomycota; Eurotiomycetes; Verrucariales; Verrucariaceae. Bases 1 to 1578 code for a protein of 525 amino acids. The transcript has a single exon. Gene Ontology annotation, molecular function: nickel cation transmembrane transporter activity. Gene Ontology annotation, biological process: nickel cation transmembrane transport.